AUGUCAACCAACAAGUACGAUCGUCAACUCCGCCUCUGGGGUGCCAAGGGCCAGAAGGCUCUUGGAGAGACCACCCUUGUCCUUUUUCGAGCCACGGCCGUCGGGACAGAGUCAGCCAAGAAUUUGGUGCUUCCAGGCAUCGGCCAUGUUUUGGUUGUCGAUGAUGCUGCUUCCGCUCAGAAAGAGUACUCCUCCAACUUUUUCCUGGUCAACCAAGACAAAAACCGGGCUCAGUUGUCGUGGGAACUUUUGCAAGAAUUGAAUCCAGACGUCCAGGGGUCCUUCCUGCAUGUUGCCGAAGGCUUGUCCACGGCUUGUGCCAAGCCUGAGUGGUGGACAAAUCUUUGGCAAACUGUGAAAACUCCAAAAAUUCUGGUGAUUGCAUCUGACCUGGAACCUGGCAUAUUGCAGAUGGUGGGGCAAGCUUGUGCUGCCAAGGGCGUACCUGUGAUUUCAGUUCAGGCGUACGGAAUGUUGGGCAUUUGCCGCCUCCAAACCCCACCUUUGCCCUUGAUGGAUCCUAAACCCGCCAACACAACCCCAGAUCUUCGCCUCGUACGACCCUUUCCGGGCCUUCAAAAUCUAGCGGACGGAAUCCUGUGGGAUGAGUUGAAAAGUCAUGAACAUAGCCAUGUGCCGUACCCGCUUAUUUUGGCCAAGGUAGCCAAGGAAUGGAAGUCGUCGCACGGCGGAGCAUUGCCCAAAACUCAUGCUGAAAAGCAAGAAUUUCGCGAUGCCAUCAAAGCGGCAAGCAGAGACAUUGGCAAGGAGGUCAAUUUUGAAGAGGCCAUGAAGAAUGCGUACACUGCUUACACCGAACGGAGCCUCGAUUUGGACCAUUUGGCCUCGCUUCGUGAUUCGGUCGAUGGCUUGGUGGCCACUCAACCAUCGCUCAAAACUUUUGGGGACCUCUUGCAUGCAUUGGACAAGUUCUUGAAAGAGCACGACAACCAACCGCCUCUCCAUGGGGCUAUUCCUGAUAUGACUGCCUCUACGGAGGGAUAUGUGACCUUGCAGAACGCCUACCGCGAUCAAGCCAAAGCUGAUCUAGCUGAAAUGCGACAGUAUUUGUCGUCUGGAGAUGUCUCUGAAGAAGAUCUUAGUACUUUCUGCCACAAUGUUCACUUGCUGGAAUUGUAUCAAACGCGCACUCUUGUAGAUGAAAUGGCCGCCAAAGUAACUGAGGAACUACAAGAAGACUGGAUGAUGGCCACCAUGGAUCCCUAUGAGGUUCCCGCAAUGACGCCUUUCCUGUGGUAUCUAGGCUUUCGCGCUUGUCAGGUCUUCCAUCAAGAACACUCGCGAUACCCGGGAGUGUUGGAUGCGUGGGAAGAGGACGUUUCUCUUCUUCAAGAAUGCGUUGUGAAGGUCGUCACCUCGCUGGGUCUACAAGAAAAUGAUUUGGUCAAAAGCACUCUUCUGGCCGCUGAUCCGCCCAAGUUUGCGCAAGAGUUGGCGCGCUACGGACAAGCAGAGAUUCACUCCAUCUCCAGCUUGAUUGGAGGGGUGGCGUCUCAAGAAGCCGUCAAGAUCAUCACUGGCCAGUAUGUGCCUCUGAACAAUACUUACGUCUACAACGGCAUCGUCUCUGUGGCUGCUGUCUAUCAAUGCUAA
Molecule: messenger RNA, 1614 nt
Organism: Seminavis robusta
Lineage: Eukaryota; Bacillariophyta; Bacillariophyceae; Naviculales; Naviculaceae
Source: the annotation of a GenBank genome assembly